Molecule: messenger RNA, 990 nt
Organism: Bactrocera dorsalis (oriental fruit fly)
Lineage: Eukaryota; Metazoa; Arthropoda; Insecta; Diptera; Tephritidae
Product: protein spaetzle-like
Exons: 1
Coding region: 221-892 (223 amino acids)
Biological process (GO): central nervous system formation; regulation of Toll signaling pathway; innate immune response
Cellular component (GO): extracellular region
Molecular function (GO): Toll binding; growth factor activity
Source: RefSeq, a predicted model, not a curated record
AGCGAAAUUCCUUAAGUAGCUGGGAAUACCCUUUCCUCUUUCAAAACCUUGCGUAGGUAAAAAAAUAUUGUAUAUGCAUUACUGCGCGUCCAGCUAUAAAAUGAGCUGCAAAUCGACUCGAGACGUCAAUCGUUAGCGCUAAGUUGACAGUAAAACACACAGCUAAAAACUCAUUACUAAGAACCACAAUAUCAACAGAUCAAAAGUACGUCGGAUUAAUAUGAAGAUGACCACGAAUUUAAGCUUCUUGCUUAAAAUGCAAAUAUUCUUCCUGAUAGUUUUUCAAACCAGCGCUAGACCUGCGCCUAGUGCUGAAGCUUCUAAGGACAUUAUGAAAAAACUACAGAGCAUUUUUAAAAUUGACGAAGGUCUUAUGGUAUAUAACACUGGAGUAGCAAGAGAAGAACUGGAAGAUGACGAAAUCGUUUGCGCCGAACGUCGCGCUGGAAAGUCAUAUUGCAAGGAGGUUGAAAAUUAUAUGGAGGCCACACGUCUAGACAAAAUCGACCCAAAAGAGUUCGAAAAAUUCAGAGCAUAUUUCACUGAUGAUAUGGCGAUGCCGCUGAAUAUAGCAACUCGUAUGGAGAUCGAGGUGGUGAAGAAACCUUGCAAUACCAUAACAAACCUGAUUUAUCCGGAAGGUGCGAUGUCAGAGGAUGCCAAGUGGUUAUUGGUGGUGCAACAUGAGCAACAUAAGCAAGGUGUUCUAGUAGAGGAAUGCGAAAAUGAGGAACGACCUGGCGAAGAGAAUAGUACCCUGCCGCUGGAGGAUAUACCGAAAUGUAAACAAAACUUCAUCUAUCGAAAGUUGAUUGUGUUGAAGGACGGCGCGAUGAAAGAAGAAAUGGUUAAAUUACCAAGUAUCUGUGAAUGUAUCAUGAGCUCGAAUUGAGAUUAUACUUAGUUAUAAGAAUAAAAAAUAAUAAUGAGAAUAGCGUAAGUUUUGAGAAAUUGUUGUUAAAUUUUUAAGUUGUGUUGCUAUUUUGAAUG